Adelges cooleyi (spruce gall adelgid) is the source of this 3286-nucleotide messenger RNA. It is a transcript of the gene me31B, whose product is annotated as ATP-dependent RNA helicase me31b. Gene Ontology annotation, molecular function: ATP binding; RNA helicase activity; mRNA binding. The coding region runs from base 518 to 1861 and encodes 447 amino acids. Lineage: Eukaryota; Metazoa; Arthropoda; Insecta; Hemiptera; Adelgidae. The record is from RefSeq and is a predicted model, not a curated record. Gene Ontology annotation, cellular component: P-body; cytoplasmic stress granule. Gene Ontology annotation, biological process: P-body assembly; cytoplasmic stress granule assembly. The transcript is spliced from 11 exons.
UUAUAUUACUUUUACCGACUACGCUACGGUACACGACCGACGACGUCAUUUUUCUGUUGAUUGUGCGACUAGAUGUUAUUUUUCCUGUUUACAACACGAAUACGAUUGCGAACGACGUCCGACAGGUAGACAGACUUAGCAAGAAAAGCGCCGUGGACGGUUCGCCGUUGGAUUUGGUUAAAAGAAGUUGAAAUAAACUUAAAAUCAUUUUUUUUUUUUUUAUAGUGAUCAAAGAUUUAUUUGAUAAAUUUAAAAAAAAAAGACAUUAUUUUCAUAAGUGAAAUAAUUUUCUAUAAUUUAACUAACAUUUUUAUUAAGACAGCAAGUGAAUACUUCAUGGUAUUUUUACUAAAUGUUUGUUAUUUUUUUUAUUCAUUGUAAAUAGUUAAGUCAUAAGUAAACACGUUUUAGUGUUGAUAAGUGAUUAUCAAUUUUAUAUCUAACUAUACAUAAAAAAAAAUCUAAGAGUUGUUUUUCGUUCGUUUCAUUGGUUCCUUUGAACCUUGAAUAAGUAUAGAUGCUCGCUACAAACCAUAAUAAUUCUGGGAUUAGCAACCUCAAUAUGCCCAGUAAACAAGUGAAUAGAAUAAGUUUUGAAGGUAUAGAUGAUGCAGGUUGGAAGGCAAAGCUCAAACUUCCACCACCAGAUAAACGAAUUAGAACUAGCGAUGUCACUUCCACCAAAGGAAAUGAUUUUGAAGAGUUCUGUUUAAAACGAGAACUAUUAAUGGGUAUAUUUGAAAAAGGUUGGGAAAAGCCAAGUCCUAUUCAAGAAGCAAGUAUACCAAUUGCUCUCUCUGGAAAAGAUAUAUUGGCAAGAGCCAAAAACGGUACAGGAAAAACUGGAGCUUACUCUAUUCCUGUUCUCGAACAAGUAGAUCCCAAAAAAGAUGUUAUUCAAGCUCUUGUUAUUGUGCCAACCAGAGAAUUAGCUUUACAAACUAGUCAAAUAUGUAUUGAACUCGCAAAGCAUUUGGAUAUAAGGGUGAUGGUGACCACUGGUGGUACAAAUUUAAAAGACGACAUUCUACGUAUUUACCAAAGAGUGCAUGUGAUCAUUGCAACUCCUGGGAGGAUAUUAGAUCUCCUUGACAAAAGCAUAGCUAAAGUUGAUCAAUGUCGGAUUCUAGUUUUAGAUGAGGCUGACAAACUUUUGUCUCAAGAUUUCAAGGGUAUGUUGGAUCAUAUAAUUUCAAGGUUACCUCCAGAGAGACAAAUUCUUCUUUACUCUGCUACAUUCCCUUUGACUGUUAAACAGUUCAUGGAUAAACAUUUACGAAGUCCAUAUGAAAUAAACUUAAUGGAAGAGUUAACCUUAAAGGGUGUUACCCAAUAUUACGCAUUUGUACAAGAAAAACAAAAAGUUCAUUGUUUAAAUACUUUAUUCUCAAAGUUGCAAAUUAACCAAAGUAUAAUCUUCUGCAACUCGACUCAACGUGUAGAAUUACUUGCUAAGAAAAUAACUGAUCUCGGCUAUUGUUGUUAUUAUAUUCAUGCGAAAAUGGCUCAAGCUCAUCGUAAUCGAGUGUUCCAUGAUUUCAGAAAAGGGUCAUGCCGAAAUCUUGUUUGUUCUGAUCUCUUUACUAGAGGUAUUGAUGUGCAAGCUGUUAAUGUUGUCAUAAACUUUGAUUUCCCCAAGAUGGCUGAAACAUAUCUACAUCGUAUUGGUAGAUCAGGUCGAUUCGGACAUCUUGGAAUAGCUAUCAAUCUUAUCACAUAUGAUGAUCGAUUUGCCCUUCACCGUAUUGAACAAGAAUUGGGCACAGAGAUCAAACCUAUACCUAAGGUAAUUGAUCCAAAACUGUAUGUUGCUCGACCAGAUGAUCAGGAGAUCAGUGAGGAAAUGGACCUUAGUAAAUAAAAAAUCUUCUAUCCUGCCUAUUGUAUAUAAUUGUAACUAUUAAAAUCAACCCUAUAUACUUAACUGUAUAAGACUAAAACUCCCCAAGAUUAAAACUUUAUUUUUCAAUCACUAUAAAGAAAAAUUUGAUUUAAAAAAUUUGUAUUUUACAUUACAUUUUUAUUUUUUAUUUCUUAAACAACAAUUACAAAUUCUCCUUUUCUUUUUCCCCCUUUUUUAAAAAAUUCGAAUUGAAAAUAAAGAACGUUUAUAGCAUUCGUAGUAUGGGUACAAAGUUCUUGGAUCAAGCCUUUCUGCGAGUGGCACAUGUCUUUUCCUCAUUGGUAUAGUAUAAUAUGUAUAUAAUUAUUUAAACAAAAACAAAUCCCUUUUUAUAAGAUAUAAACUGUAUAUAAGAUAUAUUAUUUAUUAUGUUUUAAAAUAAAAUAAAAAAUGAGUGAAAGCUGUAAAUAACAGCUCAAAGAUCUCCUAUUACAUGUGCUACUAUAACAAAUUGAUCCAAAUUGUGAAUUGAGGAUACGGCGUCCUCAGUUGCAGUAUCAACGAUCAAAGAGAGCCGGAACCCGUCCAAAUUUCAUUCUCGUUUGUUGGUUUGUGAAGACAUUCAUCUCAGCCCGUUUGUCUUUUCGCCAUAUAAAUUUUUAUUCUUCUUUGAUAUUUCUUUAACAUGUGGACGGAUUUCAUUAUACAUUUUUUAUAAUAUAUUUUUUUUUUUUUCAAAUUGUUUUUUGACUCAUUAACUUAAAAAUAUUAAUUAUUAAUAUGAUUUGACUUGGGAGGUCAGGGCUGAAAGUCAAAUUAUAUUUGGGGGGAAAUAUAAAUAGUAAAUAAUUUUUGUUUAAAAUAAAAUUUAAAAAAGUACCAAAUUUGUUUUUAAAUCUAAACAAAUUAUAAUUGUUUUCCAAUUUGACACAAUACUUAAUUAAUUAUACAAAAUUUGGUACACUUUUACUUUUUUCUUCAAAAAUUAACAGCGACUUUGCUUCUACAUCUCUGGAAUUAGCAUUGGCUCAAAAAAAAAAAAUUAAAAAAAAACAGGUUGAAAGUUAAUUUUUCAUGCAAAAUGGAACACAUAAGGCUGUUAGUUCUCAUAAAUUGUUUGUUAUAUUUGUGUACUACAGAUUUAUCGUAGUAGAAUUAAAAAAUCGAUAGAAAAGCUAAAGUAUAUAAUAUAUAAUUAUAAAUAUUUUGUUUUGUCUCUUAUCUAAAUCUUAGUAAAUAAAUUAUUUGUGUUAAUUACCAUCCUGUUACCCUUUUAAUUAAUGUAUGACACGUUAUUUUAUUACUUCUACAUGUAUUUAUUAAAGUUCACCAUGUAUCCCCUAAUGUCAUAGUAUCAAAGCUGAAAGUUUUAUGUAAACUUAGUUGGAAAAAAAUUGUUUAACUGUGUCACAUCUAAAUUAAUAAACUUAACUUUCAACCAUU